Messenger RNA from Exophiala spinifera, 1281 nucleotides. RefSeq lists its product as uncharacterized. The coding region runs from base 1 to 1281 and encodes 426 amino acids. The record is from RefSeq and is a predicted model, not a curated record. The transcript has a single exon. NCBI's taxonomy places the organism in Eukaryota, Fungi, Ascomycota, Eurotiomycetes, Chaetothyriales, Herpotrichiellaceae.
AUGGACAUUCUAGCAAAAGUAAGACACGGGAAUACUAAAUGCGAGACAGUUGCCAUCCAAUUCAACAAGCAAGAAUGCGCUGCCGUCAACCAAACGGCACCAGAUUUCGUGGGCUGUUCGCCCGCCGGAUUAAGCAGUGCUCUUGCGAGUAUGAGCUUGACCCCAGUACCAACAGCCUCGUCCAGCUCGGCUUCAUCAUCGAUAGCGACUUCUUCGUCUGUCAACCCAGGUUUGAGUACAAUAACUGGUGAUGUCGUGACGCAGACGUUCCCCUUGUCGACUGGAAAACCAAUUACGGCGACCUUUGGUGGCCGGCCACUUCUGACAGGAAGCUGCGCGGUACCGUUUUUUGCCAUGGCAACAGGUUUCGAUGAUAGUGUAACCGAGUUCCCUGAGAUUGGAUGCUCCGGAAGACGUCCUGAAUGCUGUCCGUUCGACCAAGGUACCAACGCCGUGGUCACAAAGUGUCCGCAGGACUAUUUCACCACGGCUAAUGCCUGCUGUCCCCUGUGCGUAUCUGAGAGUCCGGCGAUGUCAGAUUUGACUAACAGAAUUAGGGGUUACCAGGUAUACUAUACGGCAAUCGGAGGCCAAACGCCAUGUUAUUCUAUUCCAAGCGCAACUCUCGUUCCAGUGUCCACGCCAACGGUAUCGGAUCUGACCAUCAUAACCGACCACGUCUUCUCAAAUAUGUACCAUUUGGUGGCGGCAGCACCGGAAAAGCACAAGUUGCCGACUGGCGCCAUUAUUGGUAUCUCUGUCAACGCAUGUCUCUUUGUCCUCUGUCUCUGCGGUAUUUGGUUUUGCAUUCGACGGGUGCGCCGAAAUAGGGCUCUAAAAGCAGCUGCAGCCGGAACAACUACGUAUCCCCCUGAGGAACCUGCCCUUCAGAUGUCCAGAGCACCAACAACGCACGAGCUGGAUAGUCCCGAAGCACAGCCAGGUGCGUCGGAUGCACUCUCACGCUGGGGAAGCGUCCCAGCAUCAUCACCACCGGCGUAUGAUCAGGAGAAAUCCAAGCUCAAGCCGAGGCCUCUCAUUCCACAGGAACUUCCAGGAAGCAUGUGGAUGAAUGAGCAUCAUCCGGCCUUCUCAGGCGAAGGUGAACAUACCCCAAUAGAAACAACGCCCUCGUCUCCACCAACAACCCCAUGUCAUAAAGCAACACCUGAGGGAUCAAGAUCCCCCGUCUUAUCCUCUGUCACUUCGAGGUCAGGAAAUGAUAGUCCGGCCUUUGUGUCACCACUGGGAUCUCCGAAGCCACCGAAAGCCUCACCUUGA